AUGCUCUACCGGGUGGUGACCCACGGCGGCUCCUGGUACUACUACAACGAUACGGAUAAGUAUGAAAUGCACAUCAACUUCACAUUUGGUGCGAAGUCGGACCUCGAUUUCAGCGAACAGGCGAAUAUUUAUGUGAUGAACAACAACGAGUUCUCGGCCUCACUGGUUGUCCCCCCUGAUGAGACAUCUAAACUUCUCUCCGGUAAGGUGAGGGGCUUCAAAUGCAGCGUCAAGGCGGACCGCCUUGAAGACGAAAAGCGUGAGAACUUUUACAGCAAGGUGAGCUCCCACAUCAGCGAAGAAAUAAACGGUAUAAUCAAGCGUAUUAAUGUAUCCGAGAAAACGCUUGACAAGGAGCGUGUGCUGUUUUACUGCGAGGAGAAUGCGCACCCCUACGUAGAUUGCAACUUCCCCCCGACGACUACUCGCUCUACAGCGCGGAUGUAG
Phytomonas sp. EM1 is the source of this 447-nucleotide messenger RNA. NCBI's taxonomy places the organism in Eukaryota, Euglenozoa, Kinetoplastea, Trypanosomatida, Trypanosomatidae. The record is from the annotation of a GenBank genome assembly.